ACAGGCCACUUGGCAUACGUCUGUCAGGAUGCUUUUCUGGUCGUUGGCAGCUUGUGCACUGACAUGGUGCACAGUGCAGGCAACUUAUGACGUGAUAUUCGAAGAUGUUGACUGCUCUCAAGUUAACGAGGAAUAUAUAUCAACAUGCGAGUUAGAGCUGGACUACGACAGUACAUAUGGGGCCAGUAUGAGCACGUACAUAGAGGUUAUUAAGGAUUUUCCCCCCGAUGUGAAUAUAAUAGCCGAUGUAUUCACGGUUCGAAUGGGUGAAUAUACGGUUGAUGUUGGUCUACACGUGGAAGUAAAUCUCUGCGAAGUUGCGGAAGAUCCGAAUUCUAUAGCUGUUCCGAUAUUAAGAGCAGUCGACAUGAACGGUCCUUGCCCACCAACAGCGAGAACUUAUCAACUAGACGAAUACGUGAUCGACAAUAUGGAUGGUUUGCCACCGACAUUUCCCAGUGGUCACUAUUUAAUAAAUAUGACGUUUUAUACUGGAGAUACCACAAUAGUGCACUUCGAUGUUUAUAUAAGAGUCUACUGA
Messenger RNA from Eufriesea mexicana, 541 nucleotides. RefSeq lists its product as uncharacterized. The record is from RefSeq and is a predicted model, not a curated record. The transcript is spliced from 4 exons. Bases 29 to 541 code for a protein of 170 amino acids. NCBI's taxonomy places the organism in Eukaryota, Metazoa, Arthropoda, Insecta, Hymenoptera, Apidae.